Molecule: messenger RNA, 666 nt
Organism: Effrenium voratum
Lineage: Eukaryota; Dinophyceae; Suessiales; Symbiodiniaceae
Source: the annotation of a GenBank genome assembly
AUGUCCGAAAUCUCAGUGGACAGGACAAUUGAGAUGCCGCCACCCUCGGAGAGCAGGGACGCCUUGUUGGCUGACGCCCGCCGCGAGGUCAUGCUCCAUGUGCAGGGUCAGCUGAGGGACUCUGCUGGCAACGUCAAACACGCAGAUAUCAACAGCUGGCUGGCAGAGGUUGUGGCAGAGCCGCGCACGCAAAACUGCCUGCAAGAGUUAGAGUUUGCAGUGCAGGCCCGCUACUGCCCACCAAAAUUGCUGACAUCCAUCCCAGCACCUCCGGCCAAGGAGAAAACAAUCGCCUUCAGCCUGAGUUGGAGGAAGCUGGGUGUGAGAGAGGACAGGUUCUGCCGUUUCGCACCAGCAGUCCCUCAAGUGAUUGACUGCAGCACGUUCCUCCUUGACAGGGAUGGCUGCAACUCUGGCGAGUCGCCAAUCACAGUGUACUUUGACGAAGCAGCAGGCACUGAGAUGCAGGAUGGCACUGUCUGCAUUGAUGCAGGCUCCGGCUGCGUCACGGCCUGCCACACAAUCCUCACAGUAGCAGCGCUGCAAGAGUGGCACCAGAAACCAGGCUUUGCCACCAUUGCCCCGUACUUGUACAAGUGCAUGUACCUCCAUUGCCGCUACAUGUUUGCCAAAGACCUGACCAAGCGGCGACGGCUGUCCACGUGA